ACACACGGGGAAGGCGGCGCUCUUUUAAAUACCAGGUGAAACAUGAAGGAAGAGGACGAACUUAACCUCACUGUGAUCCAAACGUACGACAAGUAUUGCACACAAAUUCUGGACAAGUCUCCAAGUGCCCAUGUGUAUUCAUUUCAGAGUGAUAAAAAUGCAUGGGCUAAAACGAAAACAGGUGGCAUAUUUUUCUUAUAUAAGCGAUCAAAAGUUCCUUUUUUCGCUUUCAUGAUUCUGAAUCGCAAGAGUCCGACAUUGAAUCAAAUUGAGUUAGUGACUGCAAGUUUACAGCUCCAGCUACACUGCCCUUUUCUUUUAUAUAAGACUUCGAAAGGGGAUAUAUUUUCCAUUUGGUUCUUCUCUGGUUCAGAUUGUGAACGCAUCUCAGAAAAACUUGGCAAACUUGUUCACGACGCUGGUGGAUUAGGAUUAAAGAUAGCUCCUACAAGCCAAUCCACAAAUUCCAAAUCUAAAUCUUCCAAUUCUGUAAUGAAUUCUAUGGUAGCUGCUCCUAAAUCUCCAGAAACAGUUACUAAAGGAUUAAAUCAGUUAAUGGAUUUCGUUCGUGCGUCCACUGAAAAUUCCAAGGCAAACUCUUCAAACCCAUCAAAAGUUAAUGACAAUGUAUCUAAUCAUUCCGAAGGACCAAGUAUUUUUGACAUGUUACACAAGGCAGAAGCCGAUUUUAAUUCAGGCAGUAAUCGAAGCGUAUCACAAUCAGACAUAACCGUCAAUAAUGAACUACAACGUUUCCGUACAGCUUGCAAUCUUCCAGUUUCAAAUGGAAAUCAUUCAUUCAGCAAUCAUUCUGGACUAGGUUCUAGCGGAGUUUCAAGUAGUAAGAAGAAUAAACUGAGUUGUGGGUCAUCUCAGAUUGUCAAUCAUAUUUCUGUUGCUGAACUUGAAGAACAGUUACUUCAGGAGCAUAUAUCUCUUCCUGAAAACCUUGAUGAGCUAACAUCACGUUCAAAGAUAUCCGGUGAAUUAAAAACAGUUGUCGCUACCGAUGAUAGUUCUCCAGAUGACCAGGUUUUAUCACAUAUUUCAACCAUGGCGUCUCCUGCAUGCUACCUUCAAGGACAUAAAGAUACUCGUGUUGAUCGAAAUCGCCGCCUUCUUAGUGAUGAUGCUGGUUAUGUGGAUGAUGUUGAUGAUGAGGAAGCAUGCGAAGACCCUUGUGGUCGUGGUUUACCCAAAAGCUAUGGAGUUGGCCAACGUAAACAACGACGGCAUAUCCGUCAGCAACAAGACAAUUUUUCAGAUGAAAUACAUUCACCAUCUAAUCGGUCAGUUAAUCGAAACAAACUCUCGAAUAUCACUUCCAAGUGUAAAACGAUUAUAGGAGAAGACACACUCGUUACACCUGAUAUGUUAACCAGCAUCCCAUCAUCGAUUUUCCCCGGAUUAAUGUCCGAAUUUAAUUAUGGUAAACAUACUGUAUCGAGCCCUUUUUCAGAAAAUAAAUCCCCCAUCUCGACAACAGAAAAAUCUGCGAUGAAUGAAUAUCUUACGAAAGAUCAAUUAAGAGAAACACUAAUUCAUUUGUUACAAACAGAUGAUGAUUUCGUGCAUCGUAUACAUAUUGGUUAUGUUAAUGUAUUAGAAAAACGAUUGCCCAGGAAGUAGAAAGUGCAAUUUUCCUUAUCUGUACUUAUUGUUUUUAGUUUUAGUUGGAUCAAUAAAGCAGAGAUAUACAAGGAUUAAUUAACUAAUCAGCCAACUGUAUGUAUUAUGUCAAAAUUAGAUUAUGUUAAUUUUAUUUAAUCAAUUUAUAUACUUACUUAUUGCAUAAAAAAGGAAAAAGGAAACGAAUGAGACAUGCUCUGUUCAAUUUUGUCGUUGUUUCUGUUCUGGUUGUUUUUAUUUCAGUAUAAAUUUGGACAUUUCGUUUUUUCGUUAGUGAUAUCUAUUAUCCUUUGACGGUUGUAAUUUUCAGGCAUUUAUUAUUCUAUGCGUUUAUCUUAUGUAAAAAUAAGCCCAUAUACAUGAACAUACAUAUUGUGUACAUCUUAUUAUUCAUGUGAGAAUACGUCAUAUAUGAGAUGUUUUUCUAUUGUUAUCAAUAAAUAAAUAGUUGUUUUUCUUUUUCAGGUUUCUACAGAUAGUAUCUUUUAUCUACCAAUUUCCCAUAUGUUGUAAUGUAUGUUUAUUGGUUUUGUUAAUUAAACUGCUCAUUCUUCGUCUGCAAUAAUGUUUUCAAGAAAAAUAUUUAUUCGAAUAAAAUUGAAGUCAGAAGACCUACUCAAAAACACAGUUGAUCUUUGCUUAUUUAAUCGUAUUGAAUGCGAGAGUUAUCCACGGAAUCAUUAGUUCUAUCUAAUAAAGUUUAUUCGGACUUGCAUAUACAGUUUCUUACUUUUUCAUCUGAAGACAGAUCUUAUCUAACAUAUUUCUCUCCGUGUACAUCAUACUUAACUUCGUCCAAUUGUUUCCUGCUAAUAAUAAUCAGAAGCACGUUGUCC
Molecule: messenger RNA, 2465 nt
Organism: Schistosoma spindalis
Lineage: Eukaryota; Metazoa; Platyhelminthes; Trematoda; Strigeidida; Schistosomatidae
Source: the annotation of a GenBank genome assembly